Messenger RNA from Puntigrus tetrazona (Sumatra barb), 1494 nucleotides. Its product is annotated as 4-galactosyl-N-acetylglucosaminide 3-alpha-L-fucosyltransferase 9-like. Gene Ontology annotation, molecular function: alpha-(1->3)-fucosyltransferase activity. The coding region runs from base 236 to 1348 and encodes 370 amino acids. The record is from RefSeq and is a predicted model, not a curated record. Lineage: Eukaryota; Metazoa; Chordata; Actinopteri; Cypriniformes; Cyprinidae. Gene Ontology annotation, cellular component: membrane. The transcript has 3 exons.
UGGCUAGCAUCGGACAUUAAAGCAUUAGCGUAAUGUUCUCGUUCCGCUUUGUAUCAUGUUAGGUUUUGAUCUUAAGUUUUGAAAUGGCGAGUGGGAAAAUACAUUUGUACAAGUGAGCUGGGGUAUGACGAAAUCAUGCUUUAAAGAAACAGUCUUCCGUGUUUCUGCCUAUUAAUCAUCAAACAUCGGCUAUAUAUGGAACACCAAAUUACAGAUUUUUUUAAUCAGGUCAAAAAUGUCAAACGCAAAUGGCACAUCACUGUUGCGUCUGGGUGUCAUACUGCUGAUGGCAGGUGUCAUCUCUCUGAGCGUUGUGUUUUUCUGGUUCUCGCUUUCAAACAACUGUCCAUCUCCGGUUUUUAGACCUGACCGAUAUUCACAAAUCAUUGCUGACAAGAGCAGCAGGCCUCUUGCUAAUAAGGCAGAAGGGAAACCUUUAGUUCUGUUAUGGGUUUGGCCACAAGAUUACAGGUUUGAAUUCAGUGACUGCAAAAGGUUUUUCAAUAUUGAUAAUUGCCAGCUGACGGAUGAUAGAUCUCUGUACAACGAUGCAGAUGAUGUCAUCGUUUAUCACAGAAACAUCAGUAAAGAUCUGUCCAACCUUCCUCCAUCUCCUCGUCCUCCGUUCCAGAGGUGGAUUUGGUUGCAUUUGGAAUCACCAACCAACACCAAAAUCAUACCGGGUCUGGAAAACCUGUUCAAUCUCACUCUCAGCUACAGACAGGAUGCUGAUAUUCCCGUACGGAUGAGGUUGAUCACCAGUAAGGAACCUAACAAGGAUUUUGUGAUUCCCAAAAAGGACAAACUGGUGUGCUGGAUUGUAAGUAACAACAAUUCCACAACUGGUGUUGACAGGAGGAACGAUUUUUUCAAAGAAUUCAGUAAAUAUAUCCAAGUGACUUUGUUCGGAAAAGCUUAUGCAAGGUUUCUGAAUUAUACUGACUACUAUCCAACCCUGGCUAGCUGCAAAUUUUACCUUGCUCUUGAGAACUCCGUCCACAAGGACUACUUUAUGGAGAAGAUAAACGGACCGCUUGCAGCAGGGACCGUCCCAGUGGUGUUGGGUCCUCCGAGAAGAAACUAUGAAAACUAUUAUCCCGCCGAGUCCUUCAUUCAUGUCGAUGAUUUCCCAGAUGAAAGGUCGCUAGCUAUGUAUCUGCUUCAGCUGGACAGGGAUGAAAAUGCAUAUCACCAGUACUUUAACUGGAGGAAACAUCUCACUCCAAGUCCUCAUUUAAUAUUACAGACACAAGAGUUUAUUCUGGCUAUCUGCACUGCCUGUGAUCAUGUAGCACGACACAGAGAAUAUAAAGAAGUUCAUGAUCUCUAUGAUUGGUACUUCAGAUAAAGUCAUCUCAGGUUUUCGUACAUCAUCAGUCACUGACUAUAAUGUUUAUGAAAUAAAUUGUAAUUUAUAUUAUACGUUACUUUUGAGAUUAGACUUUGUAACUAUUUUGGUGAAAGUGUUCAUUAAAUGAAGUGAAAAUGCUCAUA